Messenger RNA from Psylliodes chrysocephalus, 1035 nucleotides. The record is from the annotation of a GenBank genome assembly. NCBI's taxonomy places the organism in Eukaryota, Metazoa, Arthropoda, Insecta, Coleoptera, Chrysomelidae.
AUGGUCGGUCCAGCAUCACAAGUCAGCAAAAUAUUAUUAAGUCUGCUGAUUUUUAUCGUAUGUUUCUACAUGUACAUGGAUUUUAAUUUAUACAUAAGGAUUCACAACUAUCCUUUAGAAAACGAUAACGCUACAUCUAGCAGCUAUCAAGACGUCACUUGGGUUAGCUGCCAUAUCAAUCCUCUAUGCGAAGUAACUGUUAAAGCAGUCCUUUUAGAUCAUACUAACUAUUACCUGUUUGCUCCUCUAGUCCAAAUUAUCGAUGAUGUAAUGAAAAUAAGUCGAACAACAUGGAUAACUCCCAAUUCAAUUAGUUUUUUCCACAUUUUUGUUGCCAUCCUAAGCGCUAAGUGCGUUUCUAGCAAUAAUUUAGCUUAUCGGAGAGUGGGGGUGGUUCUAUUCGAAAUAAGAACUUGGUUAGACGAUCUCGAUGGGCAUGUAGCUAGGGUAAGAAAGAACAUUAAAGGGGAACACUCUGAAAUAGGCUCCGCCGGCUAUUACAUUGACGGUAUAUGCGACGCGAUUGGCUGUACGGCCUUUAUUAUUGGUAUAUUCAUAUUUUUAAAAAACAAUCCGCCCAGAAGAGGAUACAUUCAACUGCCUACAACCAUUGAUUGCAAAGAACCUAAUCUGGCGCAAAGUUUAAAGGUUACGACGAAGAAAGUAGUAAGGAAGGUGUGUUAUUUCUCGUUGCAGCUGAUAAUAAGUUCGACAGCUUGGAAUCGUUACAUAGCUGUUUAUCAAGACAUGUUAGAAAAUAAAAGUUUGCCUUUAGUCGAGACUCUGAAACAAGAGCAAGUUUUUAGAAGUUCGUUUUUCUUUUUGAUCGCGUGGUUGUGGCGUGUCAUAAACGUUCACAGCCUUAUGCAUUUGUUAUUGCUUUCGAUAUUUUGUGAUAAGUUAUGGGAAUUUCUGAAAAAUAUACAGUAUGUUGGUUAUGGUAUAUUAUUGUCUGUUAUAUGCGUUACUGAGAUAAAUAUUAUUGAUGUUAACAACUUUAUUUUCCGCAAAGGAUUUGUUACGAAUACGGUUUGA